Molecule: messenger RNA, 1455 nt
Organism: Lactuca virosa
Lineage: Eukaryota; Viridiplantae; Streptophyta; Magnoliopsida; Asterales; Asteraceae
Source: the annotation of a GenBank genome assembly
AUGAUGAAGAAUCCAUUGCGAAGAUUCAUGCAGAUUAAUUGGAGGAAUUCUCGGAAAUCACUGAAGAGAAAUGGUGAUGAUGACGAUGAUUUUUAUGAUGCCGUCGGCGAACCAUCUGCGCCGGACAACGCAGAUCCACCACCACCGGCUCCGUCGUCCGACACCGAUUCCACGGUUGAUGGUUCUCAAUGCGAUUCUUACGCUCCAGCUCCAUUUUAUCGCCUCCCAAGCUCCGCCCAGACAUCACCGUUAUCAAAAUCACCAUGGUCGUCGUACACAGAGCAACGGGAUCCUUCUUCCACAGAUAACUCCGGUGAUUACGUCGGAUUAAUGACUUCUCUUGUUCGUGAAGAAGGACAUAUAUAUUCGUUAGCAGCAUCAGGAGAUUUAUUAUACACCGGAUCUUCCAGCAAGAACAUUCGCGUUUGGAAGAGCCUGAAGGAAUAUUCCGGCUUCAAAUCUCAAAGCGGAUUAGUCAAAGCGAUUGUGAUCUCCGGCGAGAAAAUAUUCACCGGCCACCAAGACGGAAAAAUCAGGGUUUGGAAAGCGUCGACGAGGGAUCCUAAAGUUCAUAAAAAGAUCGGGACACUACCCAGUUUUGGAUCAGUGAUCAAGAACUCGAUAAUCCCCAUGAAUUAUACAGAUAUUUGGAGAAAUCAGAUCAAACACUUAGAUGCAAUUUCAUGUCUUAGCUUAAACGAAGAUCAAACGCUUCUGUACUCAGGAUCAUGGGAUAAAACAAUGAAGGUCUGGAGAGUCUCCGAUUUCGAAUGUUUGGAAUCAAUUUCAGCUCAUGAAGAUGUCAUCAACAGUGUCGUCGCCGGAUUUAAUGGUUUUGUGUUUUCCGGCUCGGCGGAUGGGACAUUAAAAGUAUGGCGGAAGGAUCAGACGCAAGAGAAACGACCAAAACAUUACUUUUCUCACACUUUAUUACAGCAAGAAUUCGCGGUGACUUCUUUAGCUGUUAAUCCGACGGGGAUGGUGCUUUACGCCGGUUGUUCAGACGGAAUUGUACAUUUCUGGGAGCAAGAGAAACUAAUCCACGGCGGACUUUUAAGAGGUCAUAAGCUUGCUGUUCUAUGUCUAGCGUCGUCGGAAAACAUGGUGUUUAGUGGUUCGGCGGAUAAAAACGUAUGCGUAUGGCUGAGAGACGACGGAGGAAUGCAUAAGUGUUUGUAUGUUUUGAAUGGACAUACAGGGCCGGUGAAGUGUUUGGCGGUGGAGGUGGAGGAGGAACGCCGUGGUGGUGGAAAUGGGCGGUGUAUAUUGUAUAGUGGGAGUUUGGAUAAGUCUGUGAAGAUAUGGAGGAUGUCUACACAUAUAACGCCGAGAAAUAACCAGCAGUUGCCACCGCCGUCGCCACAACGGAUUGAUGGGUCACGGCGGAGUAGGAAGGAGACGGCGAACACCUUCUUAAGCUUUUUACAACGCCGGGGUAGUCAACGGAAAAAAUGA